AUGCAUUCACGUCCAGGUUUACCAUCUACGUGGUGCUUUUCCGUCUGCUUAUCUAUUGCCAACGCAACAUAUCACACCGACAAUUUGUGGUUGUGGGAUAUGUGUUUCAUUUAUGCUGCUCAACCUUUUUCUUAUCCAUCUUCUCCAAGCUUUCAAACGUCCCUUCUUCCAUCCAAGAUACACUCUGCCUUCCAAAUAGAUACUUGCCACCGCUUCCUUCCCACCGUCUCCUCUAAUCGAGGUUUAUUACCCCUUUGUUGUUGUGUGGUCAUGAUCCUUUUUUACCACCGCUUGCCUUCUUUCCUAUAUUUGUUCAUCUCCCUGCUCGGCACUCAUCCAAAACCCACCAGAUCUCCAAACCUGGCUUACCUGUUAAGAUCGACACCACCACCGGAGCACCAUCAGGUAUGGGAUUUCUCCCCACCACCUUCAUUGUUUCGAUGCCGUUUUUCCAUUAGACUCCUUGGAAAUACAUUCAUCUCUCCAAGAGGUCUAAAGUCUAUAUCGAUUUGGGGUCACCACCUCCAAAGGAUUCCGAUUUGUCCCAAACCCCGCCAUUCAGGUUCGAAGGUUAUCAUAUCCUCCGUCGUUUCUCACUCUUCCAGGUAUGGAGGUACACGGAGUUGUAAUAGAGCUGGGUCCUGGAGUAACCACCUGCCAAGUUGGAGAAGUUUAGAUGUUAUUAUGCCUACCAACUGUUUGGCGAAAUGCUUAACUGAAAAAAUCUACCUGGCUGAAGAACUACAAAAUCAGAUGAAAGAAGACUAUGGUACUAAAUCCAAGGUACAAAAGCGACGGAGCCAUGCAUAUCCCAUUUUUGCACAGAAGGGCUAUGAAAAUCCACGAGAAGCGACUGGACGUAUUGUAUGCGCCAAUUGCCAUGUAGCUAAUAAACCAGUGGAUAUUGAGGUUCCGCAAACGGGGCUUUAA
Lactuca saligna is the source of this 930-nucleotide messenger RNA. Lineage: Eukaryota; Viridiplantae; Streptophyta; Magnoliopsida; Asterales; Asteraceae. The record is from the annotation of a GenBank genome assembly.